Arachis ipaensis is the source of this 837-nucleotide messenger RNA. RefSeq lists its product as uncharacterized. Lineage: Eukaryota; Viridiplantae; Streptophyta; Magnoliopsida; Fabales; Fabaceae. The record is from RefSeq and is a predicted model, not a curated record.
AUGUCAAAUGUACCUGUUUCUGGGGUGUCAGGUUCACACAUAUCACAACAAAAUUUUUUACAUGCUAUUAAUGCAGGAAAUAAUAGUGCAUCUAAUUCUACUACAUCCACUGUCACUAGGGUAGAAAAUUCCAGACCUGUAUUUCCUGACAUGUCAAGAGCAAUGCCUAGUAACCAACCUAGUCAAACUGUGGGAUCUUUAGCAAGUAUUAGGCAACAGAUGGAUGAAAGUCACCAUGAUCUAGUAAACAUGUUAACUCAUCAAAUGGUGACAGUUUUAAAUUCUCUUUUAGAAAACACAAACACUAGAAUUGAACAAUUAAAUAGGCAAGUUAAUAGGAUUGCUACUGUGGUAAAUUUAGAAGAAAAUGAUAACCAGGGUUUAAGACUUGAUAAUGUCAAUCAAAACGGUGGAGCAAUUCCUAAUUAUGAUGUCCAUAUGCCUAGACAUGGUCAAAAUGCUGAUUAUAUGUUAGAAAGACUUAGGCAAAACAACUUAGGGGGACAUUAUAAUCUAGCAAGAAAUGUUGAACAAGUUUUAAACCGUUUGGGAUUUAAUGUUGGUUGCUUAAAUAGGCCAUAUUUUGUGUCUGCUUUUCCUGAAUGUGUCCAACAAGCAGAGCUCCCAAGAGGUUGGAAAAUUCCAAAAUCCCUUACAAAAUUUUCUGGAGAAGAAAAUGAGUCUACAGUAGAGCAUAUUACUCGAUAUACUGUUAAAAUUGGGGAAGCAGCUUCUAAUGAAUAUCUCAAGAUGAGAUACUUUCCUUCUUCUUUAACAAAAAAUGUAUUUACAUGGUUCUCCAACUUGAGACCAAAUUCUAUUCAUUCUUGGGCGUAG